Messenger RNA from Liolophura sinensis, 951 nucleotides. RefSeq names its product sulfotransferase 1B1-like. Lineage: Eukaryota; Metazoa; Mollusca; Polyplacophora; Chitonida; Chitonidae. The record is from RefSeq and is a predicted model, not a curated record. The transcript is spliced from 5 exons. The coding region runs from base 59 to 880 and encodes 273 amino acids. Gene Ontology annotation, molecular function: sulfotransferase activity.
CUAUUUUGAGGACGCUGGAGGAAAUAAGAUAAAAUUCUUCAGUUACCGAGGACAACCGAUGCCGAAAUUUCCUGGCGACAUGGGAUUGAGACUCAGACGGAUGAGCGAAUUCACCGCUCGCCAGGAGGACGUGUACGUGUGUGGAUAUCCCAAGUCAGGCGGAAAUUGGCUCUGGGAAAUCUGCAACAUGUUGCUGAUCGGAAAUACCGAAUACGUCAAAGGAAAUAAGAUGUUGGCUAUGCUGGAUUUUUGUGAUCAAGAACAUUUCGAUAAAAUGAGGUCACCAAGAUGUCUGAGUCAUCACUUACAGUUUGAAGACAUUCCACCGGAUGUGUUCAGGAAGGGAUCCAAGAUGGUAUACAUUUUAAGGAAUCCGAAAGAUGUCUGCGUCUCUCAUUACCAUCACCACAAGGGACUGGUUGGGGUGUAUGAUUAUCAUGGCAUCUGGCCGGACUACUUUGAGAUGUGGUUAGAAGGCAAAGCGGACUAUGGCAAGUGGUCAACUCAUGUGAAGGGAUGGGAAAGAGGGAUUAAAGAACAUCCAACUGCUCCUAUACAUGUUAUUUAUUAUGAAAGUUUGAAAAGGAAUUUCGAUUCCGAAGUACACAGGCUUGCUGAAUUUCUUUGCUUGCCGCGUAAUGAACCGUUUUUCAAGCGUUUGUCCGAAAAGUGUGACUUUGCCGCCAUGAAAAAAGGCAAGACCAAGGUCGGAUACUCGGAAGAAGAAAGACAACAAUGGCGGAACGGAGAAAUCGGGUUUUUAAGGAAAGGUGUGAUCGGCGACUGGAAAAAUCAUUUCACCACAGAUCAAAAUAAACGGUUUGAUAAAGUAUACGAGAAGGAAAUGAAAGACAGUAAGAUGCACAUUGUUUUUGAGUAAGAAGAUCGACACUACUGUGAGAAUUGGACAGUGUUUGUAUUGUGAGAAUUGGACAGUGUUUGUAUUGUGAG